Protopolystoma xenopodis is the source of this 378-nucleotide messenger RNA. The record is from the annotation of a GenBank genome assembly. Lineage: Eukaryota; Metazoa; Platyhelminthes; Monogenea; Polystomatidea; Polystomatidae.
AUGUUGACGGGACGAAAAAGAGGCUGUAUCACGCGGUCUGCCGACCGUCGAAAGUCACCAGCAACUGACUUUAGAUCUGCUCUGUUCAGCCCCCCCCCCUUUUGGCUCUGCGAGGCAUCGCUUUUGGUGUCAUGGAAAGCCGGUCUUUUGAUGAAACACUCCUCCGACUGGAAUGUGAUGACAGUCGCCACGGAUGGGUCCAGAUGCCUCGUUGCUUUACAGACCACAGAUCAGCUCUUACGAUUCAACGGAACACCUCGUACUGGAGCCACCCCCCCCCAUUCUGUUGGCCAAAUGUCCAUACAACGUAGCAAUGCCUCUGUAACGUCGGUGAAGCGACUUCUUGUGGAAUCGGAACGACCAUCUGCUCAGAGCUGA